This is a messenger RNA of Penaeus indicus, 1373 nucleotides long. RefSeq lists its product as uncharacterized. The record is from RefSeq and is a predicted model, not a curated record. Gene Ontology annotation, molecular function: G protein-coupled peptide receptor activity. Gene Ontology annotation, biological process: adenylate cyclase-activating G protein-coupled receptor signaling pathway; hormone-mediated signaling pathway; activation of adenylate cyclase activity. Gene Ontology annotation, cellular component: plasma membrane. The transcript is spliced from 3 exons. Lineage: Eukaryota; Metazoa; Arthropoda; Malacostraca; Decapoda; Penaeidae. Bases 1 to 1146 code for a protein of 381 amino acids.
AUGGCCGUGAUCCUGGGCGCCUACGCUGGUCUCUUCUUCAACAUCAUGGUGACCCGGAAGUCGACGCCUCUCUCGGGGGGAGAGUCCAAGUUCGCUCUCCGCUUCUUCUUCAUCGUCAUCACCAACUGCGUGUGCUGGCUCCCGAUUGCGUGCGUCAAGGCGGCUGCACUGGCUAACAUCGAGGUCCAUUCUGGAGUGUACGCCUGGCUCGUGGUCCUCGUCCUGCCCAUCAACUCGGCCAUAAACCCGAUUCUGUACACUUUCUCGACGUCGAAGUUCCAGAGUCAGCUGUCGGCCGUGCUCGUCGUCUGCCGCUCAGCCCGUAACAGGCAAGAUUCGGCAACAGACACGGACGUCCUUCGGUACUCCUCGAGCCGCAGCUGGGGUAGCGCGGCGCAGUACAUCGUCAGCCACGCCCACCUGCCCCCGCUGCACCCCCACAACGGCUCGCAGAACGGCCCCGUGACCCUUCCUCGCGAGAAGGCGGACCACCGCGCUUCCGUUAAAGGGUUUUGCAAGAAGAGGUCGAUAGGCGACAGCAGCUACGUUCUCAAGGACCCUCCGGCCAAAGACGCCCCCUCCUCCAACGGAAAAGUGUCUCCCGAGAAGGACUUGAGCCCUGGCCAGUACCUCACUCUCAGCGCGAAGGUGAGGCAGGUGAGGCCCUCGUCUGCGGCAAAGAAGGCCGGCGACAUCAGCACAAGUCCCGGCUCUAGGGGUCGCCUGCCCCUCUUAAAGUUAGAACUUGGAGGGGGGCCAACUGCCCCAAGUCCCGAGGCCGACCGCCGAGACGCGAAGGGCGAACACACCUCGUCAGAUGGACAAGAAUACCAGGAUCCUCGUCUCGCGGCCCACCUCCUCAGCCACGAAAACCCACAACCCAAGGAACUUACCUCGCCCUCGAAGUCUCAUAACGUCGAUGCAACACCCAUUUACAUCGGCUAUUGCCCCACCUCGCCCUCAGAUAACCAAACCGCCGACGUCCUGCGUUUAAAUGUGACACUUUCCUACACCUCGGACUCCACGAAGUCUCCGCAUUGCACGGGUCCUUCGGGAGUCAGACGCAACUCGGACUCGAAGUAUUCCCUUCCACCGUCAAGUAUCAAGACUUCGAGUGCCACCCGCACAGAGCCAGGGACUGAUUAAACACCAUGUCAUUCUCCUCUACCUACUGUGACGUCACUCGCGCCCCUUCCAAGGCUCGAACAUUUCUUCUUUAGUUUCCGCGUCCUGUGAUUGGCUUUCAGACACGCUUUGUAAAGUGGUUGUGUUCGCCCUCUCCAGCUUAUGGAUUUCUGUUGAUGUAUGUAUUUAUGUGUAUGCGUUUAAGUAUGUUUUAUGUUUAUGUGAAAUCCUUGUUGAGCGAGGCUGGA